AUGGGAAUCCUUCGUCUUUAUUCGCUGGCUUAUUUUCUCCUUCCGAAGGGCAAUUGGGAGGCUAGUUGUCCUAAGAAGGAUCACCCGUCGAGAGGGCAGCGAAGAUUUACGUACGUUAUCAGUAGUUUCUUUCCUUUGCUUGACAAGAAGGUAGCAGAGGGAGUGAUGGUGAUUGAGAAAAGAUAUGGAAUUCCGAAGAUCAAAAGAAUGGAUAGAUGUGGGUACCUGCUGCGAGAUAAAGUAAGGAACCUUCUUCUUUCAGUAUGCAAGAGUCUCGGUAUUCGAAUAAGAUGGUCCAGGAUGGAGGGCAACAAGCUGGGGGAAGAAGGAACCGAGGAAUACCAGUCAGUCAGAGCUUACAUUCCCAUUACAAGGUGGAAAGAGAAACUCUCCUUUGACAACUUGAAAGAUAAAAAUGGGCGAAGAACAAAGAAAAGAUGGGUGAGCCCUUCUUCGGCAAGGGUAUCCGGUAAAAGGAGGACGGUUCCUAAUCUUUUGAUCGGCAAAGGGUUCGAUGCAUUGAUUUUCGCCUAUGAACGAGUCAAUCAGCUAGAUCUACUUGCGGCAAACGGCACCUUCCUUUCCCAGCCAAUGGUACGUAAGGCAAUGGUUGUUAUUGAAGUUCAGAUCAGGGAAUACCCUAGGUUUCGGCUUUUUCCACGGUUCCGUAACGCAUUAGCCAACCAGGGAAAGAAACUAAGCGACUACCUGCGCUGUCACACGGCUCCAUUUAUCGAAGAAAGGGAUCAGACUGCUGCCAAUAAGGCAAUGAAAUUGACGAGGAAGAGAUAUGUUGCAUGUUUGGUGUCCAAAGAAAUGAGGAUACUGGAACUAGCUUCUGGGGUCCAAGGAUACCUCCGCCUUUCACUUUCAUCUCUUGAUACCGAAAUUCGCCUAAGGUCUGGCCUUCUACUCUACUUUGAUUCAGAUUCAUUUGUCGAGAGAUAG
Messenger RNA from Striga asiatica, 948 nucleotides. The record is from the annotation of a GenBank genome assembly. NCBI's taxonomy places the organism in Eukaryota, Viridiplantae, Streptophyta, Magnoliopsida, Lamiales, Orobanchaceae.